This is a messenger RNA of Brassica napus (rape), 1182 nucleotides long. RefSeq lists its product as uncharacterized. NCBI's taxonomy places the organism in Eukaryota, Viridiplantae, Streptophyta, Magnoliopsida, Brassicales, Brassicaceae. The transcript is spliced from 7 exons. The coding region runs from base 1 to 1122 and encodes 373 amino acids. The record is from RefSeq and is a predicted model, not a curated record.
AUGGCUCUUAUCGUGAAUCUCGUACCUCUUUUGUUCUCAGCAGCCCUAGUUUAUUCGGAUCAAAAUACAGUGCCGCCUCUCAAAUCUUUCAAGAUCAGUGAAAAUGUGAUAUACGAUUGCAUUGAUAUUUAUAAGCAACCGGGACUUGAUCAUCCCUUGCUCAGAAACCACAAAAUCCAGAUGAAACCAUCAUUUUCACCACAUGAUUCAACGAAUCAAACUGGCAAUAAUGCGACAUACAAAACGAAAAUAGCAUGUCCAUAUGGAACUGUUCCUAUACUGAGAAAUACAAAGGAAUUCAACACUAAUGCACAAAUUUUCGCCGAAAAGUAUCUCAAUCCGAUUUUAGCCGAUGGGCUCGAUCCUCUAACACAUAUUGCUGGAGUAAGGUCGGAACCUGGUCCAUAUCGUGGUGUGCAAGCCUUUUUUAAUGCAUAUAACUUAGACCUCAGAGACGAUGAAGCGUCAUAUAAUCAAAUAUAUAUAGGGAGUGGACUUAAUAACGAGGCCAAUUUUGUGAUGACAGGUUUAAUGAUAAAUCCAAGCUUAUAUGGAAACGACAGUGUCUGGACAUUUGGAUUUUGGCAGGGUAAGGAUGGAAAAGGAUGUUACAAUACUGGAUGUCCGGGGUUUGUCCAAUUAUCGCCACGAAAUCCUAUAGCCUUUCCCUUAGGAAUGAAGCCACUAGAAGCUGGCAACAUACAUCCCUUCAUCCAUCAGGAUAAGCAAACAGGAAAUUGGUGGCUUUCAACCUUGGGUUAUAAUUUAUUUAAAGUAGAUAUCGGCUAUUGGCCAAAAGAGCUAUUCAACCUUAUGGAUAAUGGUGGAAAUAUUGUUGGAGCUGGAGGUGUGGUUCAUGCUUCUCCAUUUGGUUCAAGCCCUGCGAUGGGUCAUGGUCAAUUUCCAAAACAACCAGUACCUUCCGAUGGAUCACCGACUUUUUCAGAUGUUAAAGUCAUGAAUUCUAAGUAUGAGUCACAUAGAAUGGAUUAUUUUCCAAUAGAGAAGUUGUUAGACAGUCCCCAGUGUUAUGGGAUAGAAAUUGGGAUAAACGAACCUCCUCACCAUGAUCAUCGCGGUUUCUUUUUUGAUGUUGGUGGUCCGGGAGGAAACACUUGUUGAAUUUGAUAUUUGUAAUUUCAUUUAUACCCAUGAUAUUUAAUGAAACUAUCAUUUUAUAAA